Messenger RNA from Effrenium voratum, 450 nucleotides. NCBI's taxonomy places the organism in Eukaryota, Dinophyceae, Suessiales, Symbiodiniaceae. The record is from the annotation of a GenBank genome assembly.
GUUUGACAUCGCAGCCAGCGAUGCCAUCACCACUGGGUCCUGUGAGAAUCUCGGCAUACAGUCUGGGAGACGCAUGUUGCGGACCCUGGACGAAUUGCUGGAGAUGGACCAGCUCAAGGUGGCCACGGCAGUCGGGUCCAGGAGCCGGCCUACCGAUCAUCCUCGGGCACGGCGGGAGCGUGCCGAGAAGGCGCUUCAACACCCGGACUGCUCCGCGAUCCUGAGACGGAAGCUCCAGGCCGGCUCCUCGCGGUGUGCAGAGGAAGACACGGCUUGGAACAUGUUGGAUGGAAUCCAUUGAAGCCAACAGCGAAGGGUCGUAGACGCCGACAAGACCCUCUGAGUGAGGAAGCAGGAUCAAGAGCAACUAUGACUUGAAAAAGCGUUGAGCCUGCAGUCCUGCGCGCGGCAAAUGUAUCGAUGAAGGGAUCAGUGAAGAUUGAACAUGAC